Enhydra lutris kenyoni (northern sea otter) is the source of this 1487-nucleotide messenger RNA. RefSeq names its product NADH:ubiquinone oxidoreductase subunit AB1. Gene Ontology annotation, molecular function: acyl carrier activity; acyl binding. Lineage: Eukaryota; Metazoa; Chordata; Mammalia; Carnivora; Mustelidae. Gene Ontology annotation, biological process: fatty acid biosynthetic process. The record is from RefSeq and is a predicted model, not a curated record. Gene Ontology annotation, cellular component: mitochondrion. Bases 12 to 476 code for a protein of 154 amino acids. The transcript is spliced from 4 exons.
UCGGCGUAACCAUGGCGGCUCGUGUCCUUUCAGCUUGUGUCCGCCGACUGCCCGCGGCCUUCGCGCCGCUGCCCCGGGUUCCCACGCUGGCCGCAGCCCGGCCGCUCAGCAUCACCCUGUGCCCCGCGGGGGCCCGGACGAGGCCUGGGGCUCCGCAGACAGCCUCGGUGCUCGCGCAGGUUCCGCUCACACAGCUGUGCCGCCAGUAUAGCGACGCACCCCCUCUGACGUUAGAGGGGAUCAAGGACCGUGUUCUUUAUGUCUUGAAACUUUAUGACAAGAUUGACCCAGAAAAGCUCUCGGUAAAUUCCCACUUUAUGAAAGACCUGGGCUUAGACAGUUUGGACCAAGUGGAAAUUAUCAUGGCCAUGGAGGACGAAUUUGGGUUUGAAAUUCCUGAUACAGAUGCGGAGAAGUUAAUGUGUCCACAAGAAAUUGUAGAUUACAUUGCAGAUAAGAAGGAUGUAUAUGAAUAAAAUAUCAGGUAAAUAAUUUGACUUACAGAAUGAUGUCUUCCCAUAGAAUUAAUCUCUCUGUAGUUCUUCAGUAAAGUAGGAAGACCCGGGAAGAAAUGCAAACAUUGGAAAUCCUUGACAGAUUUUCACUGGUUAUAAAACAGAGGUCCUCUCUGGUUAUCUGCCACUCAGAGGGGGCUGGCAUUAGUGAUUAUCUUUAUCCUUGAGACAGGCCAUGAACAGUUCAUUCUUGGACAGGACUUCCUUGAUUGUCAGCCUUCCUCACAAAAACGGUCUUGUACAAAACACCGAGCAGGGCAACCCAGAAGCAGAGACCCCUACCGCCCUCGGUUUCACCUUGGAAGCCAGCCUAGCCUGCUGUCCCGGAACCUGAGAUGGCCUGACUCCUUAAUCAGGCAGGAGACGCCUCCUGGGUUAAGAGGCUAGACUCUGGAGUCAGAGAGCUUUAUUCUCAGCUCUGUCAAGGUCUGUAAGUCUGGUGAUCUUGGGCAGGCUGCCUAGCCUUUAAGCCUGUUUCCUCAGAUGGAAAAUGGGGAUAAGGAUAGGACUUACCUGAGGCUUUCCUGAAGGUAAAAUUCAGUAGUGUAUACAAAUUACUUAAGACAGAACAUGUAAAGAAGCCUGUCAGUAAACAUUAGCUGUUUUUCAGGCUCUAGUAUUAUGAUCAGUUGACUUUUUAAAAAUAAACAUUGUAUUAAGUGUCUGUAACUUUGAUUACCCUAUAUUGAGCACAUCAAAUCACCGAAAGUGCACCAAAAAGAAACACUGAACUAACUUUGUCUUUGCCAGACCCCCUUUUUUCACUGAGAGAAGAGUUGGAAGAUGCUGGCGAGUGUCUGGAAGUGAGAACGCGUUUUGGCAUUAUUGCUGCCUUUGACAGAGUAAUUCUGUUUAGACUUGUAUUUAAAUUGUCUGUUUUUUCCUUUGAAAAUAAAUCUAUAAAGCCAACAUUUUUCUUAGUCUUCAGUUUUUCAGUGCCUAUAAAGUGCUUAUUUAUAUUGACUUUGCUUA